AUGGCGACGGACGCGAUUUUGCCCGUGGACGGCAAGAGGAAUGUUCUCAUCACGAGCGCUCUCCCAUAUGUCAACAACGUGCCCCACCUUGGAAAUGUCAUCGGUAGUGUUCUGUCCGCAGACGUCUUCUCCCGCUGGUCCAAGGCCCGCGGCUUCCAGACCCUCUUCGUCUGCGGCUCUGACGAGUACGGAACCGCCACCGAGACCAAGGCCCUCGAGGAGGGCGUGAGCCCCGAGGAGCUCUGCAAGAAGUACCACGCCCUUCACAAGGAGAUCUACGACUGGUUCAAGAUCGAGUUCGACAUCUUCGGCCGCACCCCGACCGAGCACCAGACACAGAUCACCCAGGACAUCUUCCGCAACCUGUGGAACAACGGCUUCAUCCUCGAGCGCGAGGAGUUCCAGCCUUUCUGCUCCCACGAGAACCACAACAGCUUCCUCGCUGACAGGUUCGUCGAGGGCGAGUGCUCCAUCUGCGGCGACAACGGGGCGCGUGGUGACCAGUGCGACAAGUGCGGCAACCUGCUGGACCCGUUCCAGCCCGAGUCCGAGGCUGGCGCUUCCGACGAUGCGGCGGCAAAGGGUACCGGGUGGCUCGUGAACCCCCGCUGCAAGGUUGACGGCACGACCCCGGAGAGGCGAAAGACAAAGCAUCUGUACCUGCGGCUAGACGCACUGGGGGACGAGAUCAAGGCCUGGUUCCUGGAGGCCAGCAAGAAGGGCGCGUGGAGCUCCAACUGUAUCCAGAUCACCGACUCGUGGAUCCAGAAGGGGCUGUUGCCUCGUGCCAUCACUCGUGAUCUGAAAUGGGGCACUGCCAUUCCCAAGGGUCUCAAGGGCCUGGACGACGAGGCAUAUGCUAACAAGGUGUUUUACGUGUGGUUCGACGCAUGCAUCGGAUAUGUGUCCAUCACAGCCAACUACACAGACGGCAAGAAUGCGGAUGGGAAGCUGUGGGAGAAGUGGUGGAAGUCCGACAAUGUCGACCUUAUACAAUUCAUGGGCAAGGACAACGUUCCUUUCCACACUAUCGUCUUCCCAGGCUCCCAGAUCGGAACCAGGGAGAAAUGGACCAAGGUCCACAAGCUUUCCACAACCGAGUACCUCAACUACGAGGAGUCCAAGUUCAGCAAAUCCAAGGGAGUCGGCGUGUUCGGCAACAACGCGAAGGACACUGGCAUCGAGCCAAACGUGUGGAGAUACUACCUGCUCUCGCGACGCCCAGAGACGGCAGACAGCGAGUUCAAGUGGACCGAGUUCGUCGACGCCAACAACAACGACCUGCUCAAGAACCUCGGCAACUUCAACCAGCGCGUGCUCAAGUUCUGCCAGGCCAAGUACGAGUCUGUGGUCCCUGACUACACUAAAUACAAAUCCGAGGGCAUCGACGCGCAUAUCCGGGACGUCAACGCCCUGCUCAAGGAGUACAACACCCACAUGGACGCCACCAAGCUGCGGGCGGGCCUGCAGACGGUCCUGGCCAUCUCGGCGCUCGGCAACAAGCUCCUGCAGGACAACAAGCUCGACAACCGCCUCCUGACCGAGGAGCCGGACCGCUGCGCGGCCGUCAUCGGCCUCGCGCUGAACCACAUCGCCCUGCUCGCGUCCAUCGUGGCGCCCUACAUGCCGGGCACCGCGGCCAACAUCUUCGAGCAGCUCGGCCUGCAGCCGCAGCCCUCGAUCCCGGACGCCUGGGUGACGGACGCCAUCAAGCCCGGGCACAAGCUCGGCACGCCCAAGCUGCUCUUCACGCAGAUCCCGGCCGCCAAGGUCGAGGAGUGGCGCGAGGCGUACGGCGGCGAGGAGGUCAAGAAGGCGAAGGAGCUCGCCGCCCGCAAGGCGGAGGAGAAGAGGCUCGCCAAGGAGCGCGACAAGGAGAAGAAGAGGCUUAAGAAGCUGGCUGCCGCCCAGGCCAAGGAGAACGAGACGCCCGCGGCCAAGCCGAGCGUCGAGUCGACCGAGAAGAAGGAGAUGGCGGACCCCGAGAUCGAGAAGGUCACCGAGGCCAUUGCCAAGGCCGACGUGCACACCUCUUGA
Diaporthe citri is the source of this 2037-nucleotide messenger RNA. RefSeq lists its product as uncharacterized. Bases 1 to 2037 code for a protein of 678 amino acids. Gene Ontology annotation, biological process: methionyl-tRNA aminoacylation. NCBI's taxonomy places the organism in Eukaryota, Fungi, Ascomycota, Sordariomycetes, Diaporthales, Diaporthaceae. Gene Ontology annotation, molecular function: ATP binding; methionine-tRNA ligase activity. Gene Ontology annotation, cellular component: cytosol; aminoacyl-tRNA synthetase multienzyme complex. The record is from RefSeq and is a predicted model, not a curated record. The transcript is spliced from 2 exons.